AAAGGUGGUGCGGCCCGGGGGGGUGGGGUGGGGCUGGUGCGUGUUGGGGGGUGCGAAAAGAGGGUCUCCGGAAGACCCCUUUUCUGCUCAUCCGGACAGAAUUUCCAGUCUUCUUUUUAGUUGGCAGAGUUGGAGACGGAGGAGCACGGAAUGGAGGACCAGACAAGACCAGACUAGGCUGGUGGUAAAAGAAAACUAAAGAAUAGGCAUAAAGGCAUAAAAUCGGUAGUCAUGGCAGGAGAAGAUGAGAAGAUGGAGAAGAUUAUUGGAUCAUACGGAGGCAAGGUGAGAAUCGUAUCAUCAACUGAUGAUGAUGAUUCAAUGGAGCAGGAGGAAGAAGGCGCUGCUGCUGCUUCUGCUGCCGCAGAGGAGAUGAUGUUGCUGUGGGGGAUUCAACAGCCAACUCUCUCCAAACCAAAUGCCUUCGUCUCUCAGUCUUCUCUCUGCCUUCCUCUCGAUGCUUGCGGCCGCUCUCUUUCCAUUCUCCAAUCCCCUUCUUCCUUGGGGACUCCUGGAGUAACUGGAGCAGUGCUUUGGGAUAGUGGAGUUGUGCUGGGGAAGUUCUUAGAACAUGCUGUGGAAUCUGGGAUGAUGCUUCUUCGAAGAAAGAAGGUUGUUGAAUUGGGAUCUGGCUGUGGCUUAGUAGGCUGCAUUGCUGCUCUUUUGGGUGCCGAAGUUACUCUAACUGAUUUGCCAGAUAGAUUGAGGCUAUUGAGAAAGAACAUUGAAACUAAUCUGUAUGGAGAUGUUCGUGGUUCUGCAGCAGUGAGUGAACUCAUUUGGGGAGAGGAGCCUGAUACAGAGUUGAUUGACCCUUCACCGGAUUUUGUGUUUGGCUCAGAUAUCAUUUAUAGCGAGUGUGCAGUGACGGAUUUGUUGGCCACACUUCUAAAACUCUGUGGUAUCCAAACAACAAUUAUCUUAGCAGGAGAACUUCGAAAUGAUGCUAUACUGGAAUACUUCUUAGAAUCUGUGUCCAAGGACUUCACCGUUGGGCGUGUGGACCAAACACAGUGGCAUCCGGAAUAUUGCAGCCCACGAGUUGUGGUCUAUGUUUUAGUGAAGAAGUAAAAUCACAUAAAGUGAUAUCACUGGUGAGUGUCAUUAUGUCGUAUUGUUUUGCACUAUUUUCUAGGACAUAGAGAUUGCAUUUGGAUCCAUUGUUUUUCAAAGAAAAAUUGUCAUGAUAAAAUUAAAAUAAAUAAUGGAGUAUAAAGGAGCUAAAUUUAUUUCUUUGUUUCUCA
This is a messenger RNA of Rhododendron vialii, 1244 nucleotides long. RefSeq lists its product as uncharacterized. The coding region runs from base 232 to 1071 and encodes 279 amino acids. The transcript is spliced from 5 exons. The record is from RefSeq and is a predicted model, not a curated record. Lineage: Eukaryota; Viridiplantae; Streptophyta; Magnoliopsida; Ericales; Ericaceae.